AUGAAGGUUGUAUUUGUAUCAUUUUUCCUUUUUCUGGCUGUGUCAGUCUUGACAACUGAUGGCAAAGAGUCAUCAAAAGGCUUAACCUGUGAGCAGGAAGUAGCCUUAGUGCAGCCAUGCGUGGAUUAUCUAACAAAGAAAACUGAGGCCCCUUCAACUUCUUGCUGCGAUGGGUUGAAAAAAAUCAUAUCUUCAUCACCUACAAAGAAAGAAAAACAAGCUGCAUGUAAGUGCCUUAAGAAAGCAGCCUCUGAAAUUCCUAACCUAUGCAAACAAAGAGCCAACAAUCUUUGCAAAGAGUGCAAAAUCAAGGUCGAUAAUUUCAUACCCAAUGAUUUGGAUUGCGAAAAGAUUGUUUAA
This is a messenger RNA of Vigna umbellata (rice bean), 360 nucleotides long. Its product is annotated as non-specific lipid-transfer protein A-like. Lineage: Eukaryota; Viridiplantae; Streptophyta; Magnoliopsida; Fabales; Fabaceae. The record is from RefSeq and is a predicted model, not a curated record. Gene Ontology annotation, biological process: lipid transport. Gene Ontology annotation, molecular function: lipid binding.